CGUUCACUUCUCUUCCCGACGUUGACCCGAACAGACGGUUAUAUAUAUUCGAAACGAGAUUUGAAAAAUAUAAUAUAUCUUUCUCCCCCGGUGAUCUGGUGUGGUGUGUGCAUAAUCCGAGAUCCAGAAGAAUAGUUUCCAAUCAAUAACAAUAGCAAUUUCCCCCUCUGGAGAAAAGGUGCUGACAGUGCUGGCCGGAAAUUGGAACGCUUUAAUGUCAACAUAAUUACGCGGCAAUAAUUUUUUCGAAAAAAUCGAAAAGGUCACCAGAAAUCAAUCGUUGGUUGCACUGUGUGACAUCGAUUUCGAAAUAUCAUCGAACAAAAGCCCAAAACGCUGCGUAUUGGAUACCUAAUUAAGCUCAGACCGGCGAAGAGUGCACUCAUCAUAAUUAAAGUUUUACAAAAUAUACUUAAAAAAUAAAAAAAUAAUGAUGUCCAAAAGAUCGCUGCUAAUUGCCGGUCUCCUACUGAUCGUGGGCUGCUCCACGGUGUUAUCCUUUCCCCAAGGCUUAACCGAUGAAGAGAUGCAAAAUGAUGAUUUUACCUAUGAUGAUGAUGAUAGUGCGCCCUCUCCACAGACCAAGGCCACAAGUCCUGCAAGUCCCAGUGAGAAAGUCAACAAAACUCUAACGGCAACGGGUAUACGAGGCGAGGAUUUGGUCCUGAAAUGCGAUUUGGACAGCAAUGUGCUGGCAAAGAGCGUGAUCCUUUGGUAUUUCGGCGAGAAUAUCAUUGCCAAUGGCAAGAGCCUGCUUCUGUCCAAUUUCGAGCUGGACUCCAAUAACGAUCUGAUCAUUCUGAAGGCCAGUCCAAAGGAUGCUGGGAUCUAUCAUUGCCUGGCAGUGCCCUCAAAUUCCGUGGUCUACACAAAGGUCUCGAUUGCUGAACAUUCCCUGGAUGCCAUUGCGCCGGAGAGUUCAACUUCCACGGCAGGAUCAGGAUCCGCUAGCAGCAGUUUGCUCCUUGGAUGGACGUUGCUAGUGCUGCUGGGGAUCAUCAAACAUUAGUUUAGUUUAGUAUUAAGCCAUAUACUUUUUCCAAUCUUCUCAAAAGGAAAUCGAUUCAAUUCAAGUCUCUGUUGAUUGUAAAUUUUUUGUAUUUUGUAAAGACACGCGAAAUCAACUUUAU
Drosophila serrata is the source of this 1130-nucleotide messenger RNA. It is a transcript of the gene babos, whose product is annotated as immunoglobulin domain-containing protein babos. NCBI's taxonomy places the organism in Eukaryota, Metazoa, Arthropoda, Insecta, Diptera, Drosophilidae. The record is from RefSeq and is a predicted model, not a curated record.